UUCCGGACGAUCAUCAUUAGAGAUCCUACAAGAUGGCGAGCAUGACAGAUGCAUCAGAAGUCGGUUUGGAUGGCGAAAAAUUCAAAUGGACUUACCGUAAUACUUUCGGUAACUUGUGCCUCAGCCCGAAGAUCAUGGGGCUUAUCCUGAACAGAGAGUGCCAAGACAAGAAAAGUCAUGAAACUUAUAGACAAUACCUGGAUCGGCUUCGGAGAGACAAAAACGAAGACGCUUUCUCCAACACAGAAUGGAAAAAGGCAUUCGGAUUCUUGUCAAAGGCUUUUGAAACAGUUACAAAUCCCGACGAACAAGACGUCACUGCCAUCUUUAGUCUGUUUAAUUAUAUUAUCACAAUAGUUCGCAAAGAUAGCUCAAAAGAUUAUCGUGAACUGCUGAAAAAGUUAAAAGAAGUCAAGGACUGGCGGAACAAUUCCUUUCACAACUUGCAGGCCGUUGAGAGCAAGCAAAAUUUCGAAGGUCUGCGAGCAGCGCUGGUUGAGCUGAUAGAUGAAGCCGGAAGCUUCUAUUCUCUUAACCAAGGAGAGAUCGAAGAUAUGAAACAUGAGCUGAGCGAUGACAUUGCAAAACUGCAAUCAACUGACAAGACGAGCCUUUACUACUGGUGUUCGAGGCUGAUGGUGAGCGGAAAAGCAGCCUUCAGACUCCUCUGGGAAUCCAGACUUUCCGGUGAGGUGCUCAGUCUAGGCAAUGAAACAAUAAAGGUGAAACGUCGGGACGUGUUCCACGCCCUCGACCUGGAGGUGAAAGCACUAUCUGGCGGAGAAGUUUUCCCUUAUUUCAAGAUUUUUGGAGCUCCGGAGAAGAUUGUAGUGGUGACGGGCGUCGCUGGAGCUGGCAAGACGACUCUCGUCAAGAACAUUGUGCUGCAAUUCUUCGAGCCACUUCCAAAAGCUGAUGAUUUCUUGAAAUCAUUUAAUCAAGUCAUCUUCUUCGAGUGCCGUGAUCGCACCACGACAACAUUGAGUGACGUCAUCGAGCAACACUUCGAAGACUUGUGCAUUGAACUAGGGAAAGAAAAUAUCCUCAAGGCUCUCCUGCGUCUUGAUGUCUUAAUUAUAGUCGAUGGCUUCGACGAAGUCAAUGACGUUUCCAAGAAAGUUGUUAUUGAGGUAAUCGAGAAGACAAGGCGCAACAACUGCCGUGUGUUGAUCACGGCUCGUCCUUAUGCCGUAAAGGAGAAGCUGGAGCCACUUCUGACGAGUCAUGAUGUCAGCUUCACUCAGUUCGAAAUCAUGCCGCUUACGGAGCUUGACGACCAGCUGGAAUUCUUGAGGCGGUAUGAAGAGUCUUUGAGUGAUGGAACGCCGACGGGGGAGAUGACAAGGAGCUUCAUGUGCCUCAACAACGAUAUCAGAAGUCAAUUCUCGGAGCCUAUUAACUUAGUUCAUUUCUGUGAGAUGCAUAAGUACUUCCCUGAGGCGAUACCCUCGUGGCAAACGCCCGGGGACGUGGCACCAGAUAAGCUACGACUGUACAGAAAACUGCUUCACACCAAACUAUCGGGUUCGAUUGAUGAGGACUUGGACGUCCUGGUGGACAACAUGUUUGCUCUCGUCGGUGCUGAAGCGUUGAAGCUGCUCCGCGACAACGUCCUGACUUUCUCAGAAGCGGAGUUGCGGGCUAUUAAACCGAGAUGUCAGGUUAGACUAAAAGGAGAUGAAAAGUCCGAUUCUGCAGUUGUGCUCUCAAUCGUGUUGAAAGAGCAUAAGCCUCUGGGAUUGAACAGGAGUUCAAGCUAUGAAUUCAAGCACAAGAGUGAGCAGGAAAUGUUUGCAGGUGAUUACGUUGUUCAGUGCAUCAUUGGAGAGAGCGCCGACUCCCUCAAUAACAUCCUAGGAGUCCCAAAGGAAGAACUGAGUCAGCUGCGGGAAGUGCUGCUGUACGUGGUGCAGAUGCUGAGUAGGGACAGCCCCCGCCACUUCCUACGACGGUGUGGGGAACUGAAGGAGGCGCUACGCGACGCAGGUGUCACCGCCGCCGAUGUGAUGGACUGCGUCACGCGCUGCCCUGACCACGCGGAGCAAGUGGCCGAGCUCGCCACUUUGACGGAGGACGAGGACUGGAACGUCAGAAACAUUCGCCAUGUCUCAGCGGUGACGAAAAUGUUGCGGCAUUCGCGGCCGAAGCAUUUGGUGGUGGAGAUGGAAGCCGCCGCCUUGAGAAAGGCGCAAUGGGGAGAGCUUUUAGCGGAGGCAGGCGGUGUGGACGUCAGGCUUAACCUGUUCCAUCCUUACGAUUACCAGCCUCCUUACUACACCUACCAGCCCCAUGACGACCUCCUCCUGCCGCUACCAAACAGCGGGGUGCGGCUGGUCGGGUUCUGGGGAUGCGUGGGCACCCCCGCUGGGGUGGCCGCCCUCGCCGCUGUGGCGCGUGGAGCUGAGCUCCACAUCCGCAUGGCGGCGCCCCUGGACCUCGGCACCUUCGGUGGAAUUAACAGAAAACUCACCGUGUACACGCGCCCCUUCUCGCCCCCCGCCUACAUCAAAAGGCCGCUGCCCCUCAUCCCUUCACCAUCGCUGUACGUGGAGGGGGCGGAUAGUGGGUGCAGGGGGGCCGUGGCCCACACCAUCACCUCCCUCGCCCCUCAUAACAAGAGGUUCGCAGAGCUCAGGCUGAAGGGCUGCAGACUUCGUGCAGCAGAGCAGCAGCUGUUGUUGCAGGAGCUACAGGCGGCGGGCAUCAGGACGAACUACUGGGGCGACACGCGCGCCGAGGCUUUCGGGUGA
Messenger RNA from Hyalella azteca, 2750 nucleotides. RefSeq lists its product as uncharacterized. The record is from RefSeq and is a predicted model, not a curated record. The transcript has 7 exons. Bases 33 to 2750 code for a protein of 905 amino acids. Lineage: Eukaryota; Metazoa; Arthropoda; Malacostraca; Amphipoda; Hyalellidae.